AAACAUAGAUAGACUAGUUCUUGUAAAAAUAAGAAACGCAUGUAUCAUCAUCAUAAACGUUCCGGAAAAGAUUAUGCAACACAUCAAGAGCACACACCAUUAAAUAUAUAACUAUCAACUGAAAGCAAACACCAACUAUUAUAAUUUAUACUUGUAUAUAUAUGUGUGAAUUUUCAUUGUAAUGUACAACUGUGUUCAUCACAAUGGCAUCAUGGCUUCUUUUUCUUGGCUCACUUCUCCAAUUAUUCACAGGAUCCAAAGCUGCCGUCUUUACGUUGCAAAACAGGUGUAAAGAAAUCAUAUGGCCCGGAGCCUUGUCAGGAGCUGGCCAUGCUCUACUCAUAAACGGCGGCCUGCAGCUCAAACCAAAUGAGAAAGCCAGUGUUGUAGCACCCUUCGGGUGGUCGGGCCUAUUCUGGGCCCGCAGUGGCUGCACAUUCGACCUAUCGGGCAAGCAGGGGAACUGCGCCACAGGCGACUGUGGUGGCCUCCUGCAAUGCAGUGGCACUGGCGGGAAGCCCCCGGCUUCCCUGGCGGAGUUCACUUUAGACAGCCCGGAAGACUUUUAUGACGUCAGCCUUGUCGAUGGUUUCAACAUGCCCAUAUCCAUUAUCCCGUCUGGUGGAUCGGGUAACUGUUCAGCCGUGGAGUGCAGCUCCAACUUGAACCUGCAAUGUCCGGAGCAAUUGCAGGUGAGGGUCAAUGGUGGUGGAGACACGGUGGCUUGUAAGAGUGCUUGCUUGGCUUUCGGUCAGCCUCAGUUCUGCUGCACAGGGGCCUACAACAAUCCACAGGUUUGCAAGCCCAGUCAUUAUUCAGAGGUUUUCAAGAAAGUGUGCCCCACAGCUUAUAGCUACCCGUACGAUGAUGCCACUAGCAUUUUCACCUGCAACGGGGCUAAUUAUUCGAUCAUAUUUUGCUGAAACAUACAAUGUUAGCUUAAAUCUAAAGCAUGGAAUUUAGCGUUAUGGUAGGAUAUUAAUUGUAUCAGUGGAAACGGAUAUAAAAGAAAUGUCACAUGAAAUGUUGGUGAUAGUUAGUAGCUACAUGAAUUCAGAAUCUCAAUUAAUGAAAGGAAACAGUCAUUUAUCAAUAAAACAGGAUGAAAUAUAAUUCA
Salvia splendens (bonfire salvia) is the source of this 1117-nucleotide messenger RNA. Its product is annotated as thaumatin-like protein. The coding region runs from base 204 to 923 and encodes 239 amino acids. Lineage: Eukaryota; Viridiplantae; Streptophyta; Magnoliopsida; Lamiales; Lamiaceae. The record is from RefSeq and is a predicted model, not a curated record. The transcript has 2 exons.